CUGCCCUCUCUAUAUUCAAAGACUGACAACACAUUUUCAACCUCAAACUCUCUCUCUCAAUUUUCACUGAAUUCACUGCAUAUCAUUUCCAUCAUCUCUGCCUGCAAUCCAUGCCAUAAUCAAAUGCUCAAGGUAUUCAAUAAGAAGCUCCGCCGCCUCUGCUCCCGACUGGGGUGGCCCCGGCGCCGCACCCGCCGCUCCCGCCCCAAGAUCGUCGUGAAGAAGCUCGGCAAAUCCACCUCCAGAGCUCCCCCCGAUUCCGCCAUCCACCCCAGCUCGGAAUUCGGCGCCGCCAAGCCGAUUAGGUUCGUCACAUUCAAUGCUGCCCUCUUCUCCAUGGCACCAGCUGUCACCACACCAGAACCAGAUCAAUUUAUCGCCUCAAAAUCACUCAAAGGCAUCCUGAAACAGUCUCCCCUGCAUCCCGCCGCCGCUGCCCAGGACAGGCAGCAGAGGUUCGCGAGGUCGAGGCUGAGGGUCUCGAUAAACCUCCCCGAUAAUGAAAUAUCGCUCAAGAGGAGCGGGCAGCUGAGCUUCGACGGGAAGACCAGCGGCAGGGGAAGAGCGGUGGCGGAGGUGCUCAAGGAGCUGAAUGCGGAUGUGGUGGCGCUGCAGGAUGUCAAGGCGGAGGAGGAGAAGGGCAUGAGCCCGCUCUCCGAUUUGGCUGAGGCUCUGGGGAUGAAGUAUGUCUUUGCUGAGAGCUGGGCGCCCGAGUUCGGCAACGCCAUCCUCUCCCGCUGGCCGAUCAACCGCUGGAAGGCCCACCGGAUCUUCGAUGACACCGAUUUCAGGAAUGUACUGAAAGCCACAAUUGAUGUGCCACAAGUAGGCGAGAUCAACGUGUUCUGCACACUCCUCGACCACCUAGACGAGAGCUGGAGGAUGAAGCAAAUGAACGCCAUCAUCCAGUCGACCAGCGUGCCACACAUUCUAGCCGGAGGCCUAAACUCCCUAGACGAAACCGACUACUCCCAAGAUAGAUGGACAGAUAUUGUCAAGUACUACGAGGAAAUGGGGAAACCAACGCCCAAAGUCGAGGUGAUGAAGCAUCUAAAGAGUCGAGAAUACACGGAUGCUAAGGAUUAUGCAGGGGAGUGUGAGUCUGUGGUGAUGAUAGCCAAAGGGCAGAGUGUGCAAGGGACGUGCAAGUAUGGGACGCGAGUGGACUACAUAUUAUCAUCAGCAGACGCACCUUACAAGUUCGUCCCAGGCUCAUACUCGGUGGUCUCAUCAAAAGGGACUUCUGAUCACCACAUUGUGAAAGUUGAUGUGAUCAAAGUAGGCAGCAGCGGUGCUGAGCAGAAGGCACGGCUGCAGCAGAGGAGGCCGACUCUCAAGUUUACACAUUCUUCGUCUCCAUCAAAGGCUGUGUGGAAGAUGCAUUCAUGAGGAAUACUUUGCAAAAAAUAUCUCUUUUUUUUCUUUGAUUUGAUAUGAUUUGGUUAGCUGAUUUAGUUUGAUGAUUGAGAGAAUAGAGAGGUGGUGAUAAAUUUUAAUUAUAGGCUGCUUCCUUUUGCACAUGAGUUUAAAUAUCUGAUGUAGAGGGGGUAAAAAGAGUGCUAAGUUCAAACAUGAAAUGUGACUGUGAUUGUGUAGAUAGAUUCAUAUGUGACUGUAAUUUAAUUUGUUUCA
Molecule: messenger RNA, 1632 nt
Organism: Salvia hispanica
Lineage: Eukaryota; Viridiplantae; Streptophyta; Magnoliopsida; Lamiales; Lamiaceae
Product: DNAse I-like superfamily protein
Biological process (GO): GPI anchor biosynthetic process
Cellular component (GO): endoplasmic reticulum
Molecular function (GO): catalytic activity
Source: RefSeq, a predicted model, not a curated record